Erinaceus europaeus (western European hedgehog) is the source of this 5728-nucleotide messenger RNA. RefSeq names its product IQ motif containing GTPase activating protein 3 (gene IQGAP3). NCBI's taxonomy places the organism in Eukaryota, Metazoa, Chordata, Mammalia, Eulipotyphla, Erinaceidae. The coding region runs from base 49 to 4944 and encodes 1631 amino acids. Gene Ontology annotation, molecular function: calmodulin binding; GTPase activator activity; actin filament binding. The record is from RefSeq and is a predicted model, not a curated record. Gene Ontology annotation, cellular component: cytoplasm. The transcript has 38 exons. Gene Ontology annotation, biological process: regulation of actin cytoskeleton organization; regulation of GTPase activity.
GGGGCGGUGGCCCAGCGGCGGGAGAUUCAAACCUGGAAGAAGAGGAACAUGGAGGGAAGAGGAGCGGUCCCAGGCCGUGCGGUCUAUGAGCGCCUCACAGCUGAGGAGAUGGAUGAACAAAGGCGGCAGAACGUGGCCUACCAGUAUCUUUGCCGGCUGGAGGAAGCCAAGCGCUGGAUGGAGGCCUGCCUGAAGGAGAAGCUCCCUCCUCCAGUGGAGCUAGAGGAAAGCCUCCGGAACGGUGUGCUGCUGGCCAAGCUGGGCCACUGCUUCGCAUCUGAUGUGGUUCCCCUGAGGAAGAUCUACGAUGUGGAGCAGCUGCGCUACCAGGCAACUGGCCUCCAUUUCCGGCACACGGACAACAUCAACUUUUGGCUGUCUGCAAUAGCCCAUAUCGGUCUCCCUUCGACCUUCUUCCCGGAGACCACAGACAUCUACGACAAGAAGAACAUGCCCCGCGUAGUCUACUGUAUCCACGCACUCAGUCUCUUCCUCUUCCGCCUGGGCGUGGCCCCUCAGAUCCACAAUCUGUAUGGGAAAGUGAAAUUCACAGCCGAGGAACUCAGCAACAUGGCCUCUGAGCUGGCCAAGUAUGGCCUACAGCUGCCUGCCUUCAGCAAGAUCGGAGGCAUCCUGGCCAAUGAGCUCUCCAUGGAUGAGGCUGCAGUCCAUGCAGCUGUUCUUGCCAUCAACGAGGCUGUGGAGCGAGGGAUAGUGGAGGACACUCUGGCUGCCUUGCAGAAUCCAAAUGCUCUUCUGGAGAAUCUUCGAGAGCCUCUGGCGGCCAUCUACCAGAAGCUGCUGGCCCUGGCCAAAACGGAGAAGACUGCCAAUGCUAGGAACCGCGAGAAUGGAGACAGCCAGGACAUCUAUGACAGCUUCCUCACCCAGGCUGAAAUCCAGGGCAACAUCAACCAUGUCAAUGUUCAUGGGGCUCUAGAAGUUAUCGACGAAGCCCUGGAGAGACAGAAUCCUGAGGCCUUGCUUGAGGCCCUGCAGGACCCAGCACUGGCCCUGCAAGGAAUAAGGCAUGACUUUGCCAACUGGUAUCUGGAGCAGCUGAACUUGGACAGGGAGCAGAAGGCCCAGGAGCUGGGCCUGGUGGAGCUUCUGGAGAAGGAAGAGGUCCAAGCUGGUGUGGCUGCAGCCAACAUAAAAGGCAACGAGGAGCAAGCUAUGCUCCGUGCUGUGCAGAGGAUCAACAGAGCCAUCCAGAGGGGCCUAGCAGCUGAUACCGUGCAGGAGCUGGCAUGCCCUGAAGCCCAGCUGCCUCCAGUGUAUCCCUUUGCAGCACCCCUGUACCAGCAGGGGCUGACUGUGCUCCAGCAGCAGCGGGGGGAGCUUGGCCAGGAGGAGCUGUUUGUGGCUGUGGAGAUGCUGUCUGCUGUGGUCCUGAUUAACCACGCUCUGGAGGCCGGGGACACCGGCAGCUUCCUGAGCAACCUAUUGAGCCCUGCCACAGGCCUGGCUGAGGUGGAGCGAGAGAACAUGCAACGCUACUUUGACACCUUGGUGAUGCUGCGUCAGGCGCGUGGGGUAGACACAGCCAUGUUGAGCUGGAAUGACCUGCAGGCCGUUGUAAGCCAGGUCAAUGCCCAGGUUCAGGACGAGACUGACCAGGUCCUUGCAGUCAGCCUCAUCAAUGAGGCACUGGACCAGGACAACCCUGAGAAGACGCUGUCUGCCCUGCUGCUCCCCACGGCCGGCCUGGACCACAUCAGCCUCCCGGUAGCCCCGAGGUACCACCACUGCCUCGUGGCAGCCAAAAGGCAGAAAGCCCAGGUAACAGGGGACCCUGGAGCUGUGCUGUGGCUGGAGGAGAUUCGCCAGGAAGUGCUCAGAGCCAAUCAGGACACAGACAUCGCUCAGAGAAUGGCUCUCGGAGUGGCUGCCAUCAAUCAGGCCAUCAAGGAGGGCAAGGCAGCCCAGACUGAGCGGGUGCUGAGGAACCCCGCUGUGGCUCUGCGGGGGGUGGUCCCCCACUGUGCAGACAGCUACCAGCGAGUCCUGGAGAGCGACAUGACCAAGAAACAGCACCCAGGGGACACAGCCCUCUGGGUUCGGCAUGACCUGAAGGAUGGCACCACCUACUACUUCCACCUGCAUACUUUCCAAGGGACCUGGGAGCACCCUCGAAGCUGCCAUCUCAACACCUCUCACCUGACCCGGGAGGAAAUCCAGUCAGCUGUCACCAGGGUCACGGCCGCCCAUGACCGCCGGCAGCUCUGGAAGGCUAACGUCGGCUUCGUCAUCUGGCUCCAGGCCCGUUUCCGGGGCUUCCUGGUGCGCCAGCAGUUUGCCAAGCGUUUCCACUUCCUGAGGACCUGGUCGCCCGCCGUCAUCAGGAUCCAGGCCUACUGGCGGGGCUAUCGACAGCGGCGCAGUUACCAGGAGCGGUUGCAGUAUUUGAAAUCGCAGGUGGAUGCAGUGAUCAAGAUCCAGGCAUGGACCCGCAUGUGGGCAGCUCGCCGGCGAUACCGGAGGCGUCUGGGCUACUUCCAGAAGAAUGUCAGCUCUGUAGUGAAGAUCCAGGCAUUCUUCCGAGCCAGGAAAGCCCGGGAUGACUACUGGACACUAGUCCAUGCCACCCACCCCCCACUCAGUGUGGUGCGCAGAUUCGUCCACCUUUUAAAUCAGAGCCAGCAGGACUUCCUGGCUGAGGCGGAGCUGCUGAAGCUCCAGGAAGAGGUGGUCAGGAAGAUCCGGUGCAACCAGCAGCUGGAGCAGGACCUCAACCUCAUGGAUAUCAAGAUUGGCCUGCUGGUGAAGAACCGAAUCACCCUGCAGGAGGUGGUCUCUCACUGCAAGAAGCUAACUAAAAAGAACAAGGAGCAGCUGUCAGAUAUGAUGGUUCUGGACAAGCAGAAGGGAUUGAAGGCAUUGAGCAAGGAGAAGCGGCAGAAGCUAGAGGCUUACCAACACCUCUUCUACCUGCUUCAGACCCAGCCCAUCUACCUCGCCAAGCUCAUCUUCCAGAUGCCACAGAACAAAACCACCAAGUUUAUGGAAUCAGUGAUUUUCAGCCUGUACAACUAUGCCUCCAACCACCGCGAGGCCUAUCUCCUGCUCCAGCUAUUCAAGACUGCACUCCAGGAGGAAGUCAAGUCCAAGGUGGAGCGGCCCCAGGACAUGGUGACAGGCAACCCCACAGUGGUGAGGCUGGUAGUGAAGUUCUACCGCAACGGCCGGGGCCAGAGCGCCCUCCAGGAGAUCCUGGGCAGGGUGGUCCAGGACGUGCUGGAGGACAAGCAGCUCAGCAUCCACACGGACCCCGUGCACCUCUACAAGAGCUGGAUCAACCAGACUGAGGCCCAGACGGGCCAGCGCAGCCACCUCCCCUAUGAUGUCACCCCAGAGCAAGCCUUGAGCCACCCUGAGGUCCAGAGACGCCUGGACAUCGCCCUCCGCAAGCUGCUCACUGUGACUGAGAGGUUCCUGGGGGCCAUUGUGUCUUCUGUGGACCAGAUCCCGUAUGGCAUGCGCUACGUGGCCAAGGUCCUAAAGACAGCGCUGGUGGAGAAGUUCCCUGAUGCCUCAGAGGACGAGAUCUACAAGGUGGUAGGGAACCUGCUGUAUUACCGAUUCCUGAACCCAGCUGUGGUGGCCCCUGACGCCUUCGACAUUGUUGCCCUGUCUGCGGGCGGUGCCCUGACUGCUCCCCAGCGUCACGCCUUGGGGGCCGUGGCGCAGCUCCUGCAGCAGGCAGCAACGGGCAAAGCCUUCUCAGGGGAAAGCUGCCACCUUCGGGUGCUUAACGACUAUCUGGAGGAGACACAUGUCAAGUUCAGGAGAUUCAUCUGCCGAGCAUGCCAGGUGCCAGAGCCCGAAGAGCGCUUUGCGAUGGACGAGUACUCAGACAUGGUGGCCGUGUCCAAGCCUGUGGUCUAUGUUACCGUGGGGGAGCUGGUGAACACGCACCGGUUGCUGCUGGAGCACCAGGACUGGAUCGCCCCCGCUCACCAGGACCCCCUGCACCAGCUCCUGGAAGACCUCGGGGAGCUGCCCACAGUCCCCGACCUGGUCGGACAGAACAUAGCUGCAGAUGGGAGUAUGGACCUCAGCAGGCUAGAGGUGUCCCUGACUCUCACCAGCAAGUUUGAUGGGCUGGAGACGGAUUCAGACGAGGCCAGCGCCCAGAGUCUGCUUCUGAGCACCAAGCAGAUGCUGGCCGACAUCAUGCAGUUCCACCCUGGGGACUCGCUGGAGGAAAUCCUGUCCCUCUCAGCUUCCAGAGAGCAGGAGAUGGCCCACAAGCGGCUAAUGUGCAGACGCCAAGCCUGCGAGGCGCAAACCCCGGAGCCGCUGCGUAGACACCGCUCGCUGACCACUCAUGCACUCCUGCCACUGGCCGAGAAGCAGCGGCGCAUCCUGCGGAGCCUGCGCCGGCUGGAAGGCCUGGGGCUGGUCAGCGCCAGUGAUGGCUACCAGGGGCUGGUGGACGAGCUGGCCAAGGACAUCCGAAGCCAGCACCGGCAUCGGCAGCGACGGAAGGCAGAGCUGCUGAAGCUGUGGGCCACACUACAGGGCCUGAGUGCCAAGGCCACAUUCUACGAGGAGCAGGGUGACUACUACAGCCAGUACCUCCGAGCCUGCCUGGACCACCUGGCCCCCAGCUCCAGGAUCUCCAAGAAAGGAAAGAAGCAGCCGAGCCUCCACUACACUGCUGCCCAGCUCCUGGAGAAGGGGGUCUUGGUGGAGAUUGAGGAUUUGCCCACCUCACACUUCCGGAAUGUGAUCUUCGACAUCAUCCCCGGGGACGAGGCGGGCAAGUUUGAAGUGAAUGCCAAGUUCCUGGGGGUGGACAUGGAGCACUUUCAGAUACACUACCAGGACCUCCUGCAGCUCCAGUAUGAGGGAGUGGCUAUCAUGAAGCUCUUCAACAAGGCCAAGGUCAAUGUCAACCUCCUCAUCUUCCUCCUCAACAAGAAAUUCCUACGCAAGUGAUGGAGUCUGGGGGUGCCGCCUGGGCUGCUCUCUCCUCCCCAGAUGCUUUUCUCAACACUAGUGGAGUGUUCACCUUCCCUGCAGGUGCCCAGAGCCAAGCCAGGGUUGCGGGGGCCCAGCCUGCCCUCAACUGGAAGUCUGCUGCCCCGGGCCUGGCCUUGCUGCCCCUCACCUACUGUGUGGCUUUUGACCCCUAAGUUCUUUCUUGCCACAGGGCCAACACCAGCCAUGGGCCUGCCCAAAAGGUGCCAGCCAUGUGCACUAGCCCUCCCAUGUCACCUGGUGUUAUACACACUGCGUGGGGGCCUGCUUCCCCAUCUCUCCACAGCUGGGCCUGGUGCCCACCCUGUGCCCCUGCAUCAGCAAUGGGUGUCCUGUGCUCCCUGCACCCUAGCCCUUACCCUCCUCCACUGACCCCAGACCCCUAUCUUUGUUUUGUAUGGGCCACUAGGGUAUUUAUUCUCUCCCUGCAACCCCCCCCCCCCCCCGUGCCUAGCAUCUCUGCAUCCUUAAGGUCCUUGAGCUCCCAUUUUUUCAAGCUUCCAAGUAAGUGUUCUUACCUCCUCUGCCAGUUCUGGUCCCUAGACCUCAUGCUGGUUCCCACCCCCACCCCCUAGUUCCCUUCCAAUCCACAGAGAGUUGUCCUCCCUUUUCUCCUGUGUCCUCAGAACCCUUGCACCUGCUAACUGUCUCUGUAGUCUUGCCUUUGCCACUGUCUCUCUCUUAUCCUCCACACCUAUUCCACUUCCUGUUUCUGUUCCUUUCUAAUUGCACUCAAUAAAAA